Paramecium tetraurelia is the source of this 540-nucleotide messenger RNA. RefSeq lists its product as uncharacterized. The record is from RefSeq and is a predicted model, not a curated record. Lineage: Eukaryota; Ciliophora; Oligohymenophorea; Peniculida; Parameciidae. The transcript has a single exon.
AUGUAUAAAUUUUAUUUAUCAUUAUUGUUGAUUACAUUCCUAAUAUCUUAAUCAUAUAGCUAGGUUUAUGGUUGCUAAAGAGUAAAGUAGCUCAAAUCCAUUCUGAGAGGCAAUAACAAAAAUGUUAUAAGUUAUGAGAAUGGCUCUUUGUUGGCAAGUAGAAAAUAAAACUUAUUUAACGGAUCGGGAAAAUCGACAGGAAUACUUUUUAGAAAUGAGAUUUAUGAAAAUUCACUUGAUCUAAAAGGUACUUAUUGCAGCAUUAGUUAUUCCUUAAUAAUAAAUUUGAGAUAAAAUUAUGAAUUGAAUAAUCUUAUUUUAUGGCUAUGGGAUGGAGAAACACGAUAUUACAAUCUUAUCGUAUAUGCUAUAUACUCUGAAAAGGAGACAAUUAUUUUUGAUUCAGUGUCUGCAUCAGCAAUCGUUCAUAUUAAAUUUCCUGUUCAGAUUGUUUAGCUAUUUAGAAUAUAUAACAGAAACGGAAACACUUCUUCAUAAUCAACAAAUAUAGUUAAAGUAGAGGCCUUUUAUAGAGUUUGA